AUGCCCAGAAGUAAUCACAAGCAACGUAUGUUGCGAAAGAUUGACCACCUGAUCGCUAGAAUCCUCAAAAAUCAACCAUCUCAACGUCUCCUGCGUCUCUGUACUACUCUCCGUGUGUAUCAACAAACAAUCGAAGAACAAAGAUACUACAAACGUCCUGCUUAUCGAAAAGACCUCCCUCCCUCCUCCAUAUACUCUACCUGUGCCGAGUUCUACCUUAUCAAUGAAGCCCAGCACUCCCACGCCUUCCGAAUCACAACAGCCGAAAUGUCUAGGUUGGAUGAGAUGUUUGGGGGGGAUGAGGUGUUUAGAAGCGUAGGGACCAAGCCACAAGCACCCUCUCUAUAUCAGCUGGGACUCUUAGUAUUCCGCUUGGCUCAUGGACAUGAUACAGCCACAAUAGCAAGGACAUUUGGUAUCUCCCGUGGAACUGUCAACCAAUGGACGUCCCGUAGCCUUUAUGCAAUGUGUAAACGCUUGAAAGAAGUUAUCAGGUGGCCCGAGCCAGAAGAAAGACCAAGAAUCAAGCAACACAUACUCGAUGUUCACACCAUCCCUCAUUGUCUUGGUUUUAUAGACGGUAUUCAUAUCAACCUUGAUCGUGCCCCUGCUAUCGGUCCUGCCUCUGGCUCAUUUCAUUCAAGAAAAGAACGAUAUGGCUUCAAUGUACUUGCAGCAGUGGACCACAGGAAGCGUUUCACCUUUCUACAUUGGGGAUUUUCAGCUCGAUCAUCUGACAUGCGACUUCAACAAUCCAUGGGUCCACACCUUCGUCCCCGGGAGUACUUUGACCCAGGAGAGUUUCUUUUGGCAGAUUCAGGGUUCACUUGUACAACCACUAUAGUGCCAAUGUACAAGAGGAACCAAGGGGAGCUCCUACUAUGUCACGGGCGUCGAACAACUAUUUCUUAA
Molecule: messenger RNA, 912 nt
Organism: Tremella mesenterica DSM 1558
Lineage: Eukaryota; Fungi; Basidiomycota; Tremellomycetes; Tremellales; Tremellaceae
Exons: 2
Coding region: 1-912 (303 amino acids)
Source: RefSeq, a predicted model, not a curated record